UUUAAAGUGGAAUUACGCGCAUUUUUCAAGUAAAAAACCAGCUGAAAAUAGAUGUCAGUGUAAAAAGGGUGGAGAAAAUUAUAGCUUUUAACCCAAUAAACCAAACUUCCUGUUACCAGUACGAAAUAACUUCCAAAUAUGACUUUUUCUUAUUUUGACUGGGGCAGUCUUUUUGAGAAAAGUCAAACUGCACGCAGGAGUUGCUUCCCUUCAACUUCUGAAAUCCUGUCUAUAGAGUGUUUUAAAGAAAUAAAGAGGAGUGUUGACUAAGAUGCCUGAAACAGUUGUAGAGAAUGGAGUCCAGAUAGAAAUUCCUGAAGGGCUAAAACCGUCAGAACAAGUGAAAUAUUACAAUCCAAGAUUAGCAAUACUCAGGGAGGCAAUUCUUGCAACUUUAAAGAUUGAAACUGACAAUGUGGACAAACAACUUCAGUGUCUAGAUGCUUUUUCUGGAUCUGGCAUUACUGGGUUGCAGUGGAAGUUACAUUUAGGGGACAAGGUCCAUGUUGUCCUGUCAGAGGGGACACAAGUGAAGACUUCAUGUGCACUGAAUGAAAUACAGCAGACUGAUUGGCUACUGGAUCCGUCACACAUCCCUGGGCAGUUGCCAGCUGAAAAACAAAAUAAACAAGAAGUUCAUGUCUGUCCCUACAAAACCAAUGUAGUGUUACAUGAAGAAGCAUUCAAUUUUGUGUUUCUUCAGCAGCUGUUCAACCAUAUUGCUUUAUAUACAGACUCGGUGUUCUCAAACCUGCGUCACAAUGGCAUUGCAUGUUUCUUGAUACCAAACAUGACCAGUCCAUGUUUCCGAUCACCCAAGCUCAUACAGAGGUUGUACAAUGCUCAUACACAGAAAACAGAGUAUGUGGAUGAACUUGCAGUGAGGGUUUUCAUUGCAGACAUCGCAAAAGUAGCAGCUAGGCACCUGAGGGGCAUUACUGUGUUGUAUUCCAUUAGUGCUGGGGACCAUUUCCUUGUAGUUGUCAGGGUAACUAAAAACAACAAAUCAGCAAUCAGCAGCAUAGAGAACUGCAGAUCAAUCCUCCAUUGUCUGAUGUGUGAGGAGAGAAUUGUAUGCCCACAAACAAACUCACCAGUAGAGAGACCAUAUUCGCAGCUGCCAUGUGACUGUAAGACAAAACAUCCUGGGAAAACAGCUGUUAUACUGGGUCCCCUUUGGGUUGGAGAAAUAUUCAGUGUUGGCUUCAUUGAACGGUUACAGACAAAAACAAAAGACAUAUCCACGGAAAUAGGUAUAAAACUGAGAACAUUUUUGAAUUCCCUAUUGGAAGAAGCACUGUGUCGCGGAGAAGCUCAACAGUCAGUCAUCAGUGAAAAUACGGAGACGGUGACAAAACAUAGCAAUGUAAGUAACAAUGGAGAUAGUUGUGAACCGGCAAAGAAAAAGCAAAAGUUGGAGAAUGGAGGUGAAAGUGCAAGUGAAAUACAAGAAAGAAUCACAAAUACAGAAAAGGAGUCAGACUUAAAGAACGUACAAUCAGUCGCAAAUGCAAAGACAUUGAUACAUGAACAGGGUGGUACAAACAUGCCUUUAUUCUACUACAAUAUCCAGACAAAGAAAUACAGAAUCUUACCAAAAUUGGACAAGUUAGUGAUAAUGUUACGUGCAGCUGGUUAUCGUGCUUGUCGGACACACUUUCAGGAUCAUGCUGUACGAACAAGCGCUAAUCUUAGUCAGCUGAACGAAGUAGUUCACAAACUGGCUAAAAAAUGAGGAAUAUAACUCACCAGUUACCGUGCUAUGACAACUGUAAUAACAGAUGAAGAAUAUGUCAUUAGCUAGUCAACGGCCUUAAAGACAGCUUGGAUAACAACAGAUGACUAAUGCUGGAAGGAUAACUACGAAUUUUAUAAAUAAGUUAUAAAUCCCCCGCCGUGGCGGAGGGAUUAUAGGAAUGGUCUGCGUCCGUCCGUCCGUCCUUCCGUCUUUCCGUCCUUCCGUCCGUCCGUCCUUCCGUCCGUAACAAAAUCGUGUCCGGUCCAUAUCUCCUAGACCCCUUGAAGGAUUUUCAUGAAACUUGGGUCAAAUGAUCACCUCAUCAAGACGAUGUGCAGAACCCAUGAGUCAGCCUUGUCGGUUCAAGGUCAAGGUCACAACUCAAGGUCAAAGGUUUGAGCCUGCCAUUUUGUGUCCGCUCUAUAUCUCCUAAACCCCUUGAAGGAAUUUUAUAAAACUUGGGUCAAAUGAUCACCUCAUCAAGAUGAUGUGCAGAACCCAUGAGUCAGCCAUGCCGGCUCAAGGUCAAGGUCACAACUUAGGGUCAAAGGUUUUGAGCCUUCCAUUUGUGUCCGCUCUAUAUCUUCUAAACUCCUUGAAGGAUUUUCAUGAAACUUGGGUCAAAUGAUCACCUCAUCAAGACGAUGUGCAGAACUCAUGGGUCAGCCUUGUCGGCUCAAGGUCAAGGUCACAACUUGAAACUUCCAUUUUGUGUCCGCUCUAUAUCUCCUAAACCCCUUGAAGGAAUUUUAUAAAACUUGGGUCAAAUGAUCACCUCAUCAAGACGAUGUGCAGAACCCAUGAGUCAGCCAUGCCGGCUCAAGGUCAAGGUCACAACUUAGGGUCAAAGAUUUGAGCCUUCCAUUUCGUGUCCUCUUUAUAUCUCCUAAACCCCUUGAAGUAAUUUUAUAAAACUUGGGUAAAAUGAUUACCUCAUCGAAACGAUGUGCAGAAAUUAUGAGUCAACCAUGCCAGCUCAAGAUCAAGGUCACAACUAAUGGUUGAAGGUUUGAGCCUUCCAUUUUGUGUCCACUCUGUAUCUCCUAAACCCCUUGAAGGAUUUUCAUCAAACUUGGGUCAAAUGAUCACCUCAUCAAGAACUCAUGAGUCAGCCAUGUCAACUCAAGGUCAAGGUCACAACUGAAGGUCAAAGGUUUCAGCUCUGUAUCUCCUAAACCCCUUAAAGGAUUUUCAUGAAACUUGGGUCAAAUGAUCACCUCAUGAAGACGUUGUGCAAAAUUCAUGAGUCAGCCAUGUCAGUUCAAGGUCAAGGUCACAGCUAAAAUCAAAGGUUUGCCCUUUCACUAUUCAUAGCAGUGGCGGGGGAUUUAGCUGUCUUUCAGACUGCCUUGUUAAAAUCAGUAUCUUGUGGCCAUGCUAGAAGGACAACUUUAAUAACAGAUGAGGAAUAUAAGUCUGGUCGCAGUGAUGGAAGGACAACUUGGGUAAUGGAUGAGGAAUGUAUGGGAAUUGCCGCAAUGCUUAAUGGACAACAUUGAUUACAGAAGAGGAACUUUAGUGCUAUGAGGCUAUGCUAGGUCAUUUAUAUGAAGGUGUUAUUAGUGAACUACAUUCAUGAAUUGUCAGUUCUUUACAGGCUCAUCUAAUUAAUAAAUAUGACUAGACUGUGUAUCAACCCAAGAAACUUUAUUCCUGUAAUUAGGUAUUCAUAUGCAGAUAGUGAGAUACAUUCUAUCUGAAUAACUUUUUGUCACAGGAUAGGUGGGUACACAGACCACAAUUGCUUAUCAGAACAAUAUUAACAACUUGGUACAAUAUUUUCAAGCUUAGUUACAAACUCAAGAGUAUAUCGUAUAUAGAUAAAAAUAAAAUUAGAAAUAAUAAAGAAAAAAUGUACAGUUGUAAAAAUAUGCACUUAAAACACAGUUCUAUUAUCUUUUAUAAUUACACAUUGUUUUCUGUAUUAUUUAUAAAUUAAACUACAUGUGAAGUUG
This is a messenger RNA of Mercenaria mercenaria, 3693 nucleotides long. Its product is annotated as TRMT1-like protein. Gene Ontology annotation, cellular component: nucleus. Bases 272 to 1735 code for a protein of 487 amino acids. Gene Ontology annotation, biological process: tRNA N2-guanine methylation. Gene Ontology annotation, molecular function: RNA binding. NCBI's taxonomy places the organism in Eukaryota, Metazoa, Mollusca, Bivalvia, Venerida, Veneridae. The transcript is spliced from 9 exons. The record is from RefSeq and is a predicted model, not a curated record.